This is a messenger RNA of Anisakis simplex (herring worm), 342 nucleotides long. Lineage: Eukaryota; Metazoa; Nematoda; Chromadorea; Rhabditida; Anisakidae. The record is from the annotation of a GenBank genome assembly.
AUGAGACGAGACAAUUAUAAUAUGGACGUCGACACAAGAAGAAAGAAUCACGAACAUCGCGCGCGUUACGGAGAGCCCGGCCAUCCGGAGUUGGCCCUGCACGGGAAACACGAGCCCUAUGGGGGGCGCGGACACAUCCAAUGCAGCGACCUGCUGCAAGUACUAACACUGCUGUGUUUCAUGCCACGCAAGGAAGAGCUGGCUCGGUGGGUUGAGAAUCACUGGCCGAUCUCAACCCGGACCCUCCCACGACGAUUGGGAGUGGAAGCCGCGGGUGAGUAUUGCAUCACAAUACUAGUUUUUUUAAUGAUUACAAUCCAUCAGUCUGACCAAUUUUCAUGA